Molecule: messenger RNA, 7945 nt
Organism: Candoia aspera
Lineage: Eukaryota; Metazoa; Chordata; Lepidosauria; Squamata; Candoiidae
Gene: AFAP1
Product: actin filament associated protein 1
Exons: 18
Coding region: 110-2572 (820 amino acids)
Cellular component (GO): cytosol
Molecular function (GO): SH2 domain binding; SH3 domain binding
Source: RefSeq, a predicted model, not a curated record
AUUUGGUCCCGCUCCCCGACCCAGGGUGAGACUGCCGAGACAGGGCGCUUCCUUUAUUCCAUUUCGCCUUGUCCCGGGCUACGGCAGCGGCGCGAGGCGGGCGUCAGCCAUGGAAGAAUUAAUAGUUGAAUUGCAGCUGUUUCUUCAACUUCUGGACCAUGAGUACUUGACAUCCACAGUCAGGGAGAAGAAAGCAGUUUUAAAUAACAUUCUUUUAAGGAUACAGGCAACAAAAGACUUUGAGAUAAAGGAAAAUGUACAGAAACAAGAGAUUGCUAUCAAUUUACCUGCGCCACCUCAGAUGCCUUUGCCAGAAAUCCCCCAGCAAUGGCUGCCACCAGAUAAUGGUCCUCCUCCAUUGCCUUCCUCUUCUCUUCCUGAAGGUUACUAUGAGGAGGCUGUGCCACUCAGCCCAGGGAAGGCUCCUGAAUACAUUACAUCCAAUUAUGAUUCUGAUGCAAUGAGUAGUUCGUAUGAAUCUUAUGAUGAAGAAGAUGAGGAUGGAAAAGGGAAAAAAAUGAGACAUCAAUGGCCUUCUGAGGAAGCGUCAAUGGACCUUGUUAAGGAUGCUAAAAUCUGUGCCUUCCUUUUACGAAAAAAACGAUUUGGGCAGUGGACCAAACUGUUGUGUGUGAUCAAAGAAAACAAACUAUUGUGCUAUAAAAGUUCCAAGGAGCAGCAGCCUCAGAUGGAACUGUUAUUGUGUGACUGCAGUAUUACAUAUAUUCCCAAAGACAGUAAAAAGAAGAAGCAUGAGCUGAAAAUUGCACACCAAGGGCAAGAUGCUCUAGUUCUUGCUGUACAGAGCAAAGAGCAGGCAGAUCAGUGGCUGAAGGUAAUAAAGGAAGUUUGCAGCACUUACGUUGGCACUGUAGAUUCAGAUGGACCAUCAUCUAAUUCUGUGCAUAAGACUGAUCUGGAAAAGAAACUGUCCUCAGAAAGACCAAGUUCUGAUGGAGAAGGUGUGGUAGAAAAUGGCAUAACCACUGUUUGUAAUGGGAAAGAACAUGUGAAGAGGAAAAAGAGCUCAAAGACGGACUCCAAGGGCACUGUAUCUAAAGUAACAGGAAAGAAGAUAACAAAGAUAAUUGGGUUAGGGAAAAAAAAGCCAUCUACUGAUGAACAGACUUCAUCUGCUGAAGAAGAUAUACCAACAUGUGGAUAUCUUAAUGUGCUCUCAAAUAACCGUUGGCGUGAGCGCUGGUGCAGAGUGAAAGAUAAUAAGCUCAUAUUCCACAAAGACAGGACAGAUCUAAAGACUCAUAUCGCUUCUAUUCCUCUCCGUGGCUGUGAAGUUAUUCCAGGAUUGGAUUCCAAACAUCCCCUGACAUUCCGUUUGCUUCGAAAUGCUCAGGAGGUAGCAGUAUUAGAGGCUUCAUCUUCAGAAGAUAUGGGCAGGUGGAUUGGGAUUUUGCUGGCUGAGAGUGGUUCAUCUGCAGAUCCUGGCACUCUACACUAUGACUACAUAGAUGUGGAUGUGACAGCCAGUGUCAUUCAAGCUGCAAAGCAAACAUUCUGUUUUAUGAACAGACGGGUUCUUUCUACUAAUCCCUAUAGAGGAAGUGCUGCUAAUGGCUAUGCGUGUCCCAGUGGGAUGGCACUUCAUUAUGAUGAUGUUCCUUGCAUAAAUGGAUCAGUAAGAAUUGAUUUUUGUUGGGAACCAGAAGAUGGCUUUCCUACUUCUUGUAGCAGAAACACAGGAGAAGAUGGGCUUUAUGAUAACAUGGGCCUAUAUGAUAAUUUGCCGUCUCCGAAAAUUUUUGCACGUUGUCCACCAGCAGAGCGAAAAACCAAUAGGUUAUCUACUGACAAACUGUCAUCUAACCACUAUAAAUAUCCUAUCUCAUCCAAUCUGUCUUCCACUCAGUCUAUCACUAAUACCUCUACUGUGGGGAGGGGAUCUGUUGCACAGUUUAAAGGAAAGAAGAUGCCAGUAGCUGCAAAUGGAAUUUCAGGAAAAGGAAGAACAUUAAGUAAUUCACCAAAAAAAUCAGAAUUUGCUUCAAAUGUGAAACGUAGCAACUCUAAUGCAGAUCAGUACAAGUAUGGAAAGAAUCGCGUUGAAGCAGAUGCAAAGAGAUUACAAACGAAAGAAGAGGAGCUGUUAAAAAAAAAAGAAAUCCUGAGGAAUCACCUGGCUCAGCUACGAAAGGAAAGGAAAGACCUCCGGGCAGCCCUUGAUAUGAAUCCUGGCAGGAAAUCCCUAAUAAUUCUUGAAGAUAAAUUAAAGAGGUUGGAAGAAGAGUGUAAGUUGAAAGAGUCUGAGCGUGUGUCUCUGGAACUAGAGUUGACAGAGGUGAAAGAGAAUUUGAAAAAGGCCUUGGCUGGAGGCAUCACACUAGGAUUGGCAAUUGAGCCUAAAUCACGGAGCUUAGCUGCACAGUCCCCAGUUCUAAAGCAUCAGACACUGGAGAAUUCACCCAUCUCCAGUUGUGAUACAAGUGACACAGAAUGUUCUAUGCCUGUGAACAGUGCAAUUGUCCUGAAAAGGCAUUCUUCCUCAAGCACCUCUCCAUGCCGAGGCCACGUGCUUCAGAAGGCAAAGGAAUGGGAGAUGAAAAAUGGAACAUAAAGAAGUAUAGUUUUCACUAGAAUUCUGCUUUGGGACUCUGACUCAAGAUGGACUAAGGAAGAUUAAUCUGCACAGUGGUAUUAAUGGGUUGUCAGUUCUGUUUAGUGAAUGGUCAGUAUGCUUAAUACAGCUAAAAGAAGGAUCUUCUUGAAUGUGUCAUGUUACUAUAGUGAUUAAUCACUUAAAAUAUGAAAGGAACAGUUUAAAUGAUUGUGUAGAUGGAUCAGGUAAAACUAGCACUAGCAAUUGUGUUGGAUGGAAAUGGAGAUUGGCAUGUUUCAGUACCCAUUUGGAAUAGUUUUAGAUACAUUUUAAUCACUAGAUAUGAAAUCCAAUCUUGACUCUCUAAAACCCUGCUGUAUAAAUGUGGAGAUUCACAGGCUUGUGAUAUUAAUUCAGCUCGUAUGAAUUUUAUACAAGAGAAGAAUGGAAAACUGUAGUCACUGCAGAAAUUACACAUCUGCUGUUUUCCAUGGUGACUAGGGACCAGAGAAAGACUAAAUUCUCAACUAGGAAGUGAUAUUAGAACAAAUAGAAAGACAUCUUCAAACCCCAAGUAAAAAUACCUAUCUCUUUUUAAUCUCCUUUUUUAAAAGAUUGUAUUUAUUUGCUUGUUUGUUUUGAAAUGUUUUCAUGGAUUUUUUAAAUUAAAUAGCAAAUGGGUGCCACUUCACACACACAAAAAAAGCUCCCCUCCAUAAAAGCAGAUGCUUUGAAGCAAAUUUAUGAAAGAGCCAAAAGAACAAAUAAGCCAUCAUUGUAUUCAAAAACAGUUUCAAGAGAAAAGACAAAUUCUGAUUAAGAAACCCAAAAUGCCACCCAACUUCAAAAAUGUUUAAAUUCCUUAUUUUUUUUAUUAAAAAUCCUUAAAAUUGCUACUUUCUUUCUCUGAUAAAAGCAGCAAUGAAUGUCUCCCAAAAAAUGAAAUGGCGGUGUUAUUUCUAACACCUGUUAUCUGUUAAAAAGAUUAUGUAUGCGUCUGGGGGGGUGUAUUCUAAGGCAACAAUGUAAAGUUCAUUUUUAAAAGACAUUCUUUUCCUGCUGUAACUGGUUUAGGGCAUGAACCUGAGCUGUGAGUCAGAAAGUGCCCAGCUGGGAAUCAUUAAGGAACUCACGGUGGCUCUGUGUCAACCGAUCCGUCUUAGUUUCCAAACACCAUUUUCAGUACAGGGAUAAGAGUAACACCACCUUUGCAGACUUACUGAGAUAGUAUCUGUGAAGUACUCUGAGUGCUUGAGAAGGCCUAUAUACCUUUUCAUUGUCGUCUUUCCAUCUUCAAAGAAACAUAAAAUGUCUCCUCAGGUAGAUUUCUACUCUCCCCUUCUGUGCACAUGGGCUGCUCCAAUAUCUUCUGGCAUAGGAUGCAAGACAGCUGGACAGAGGAAUCCUCCACUGGACAGUAAACAGAUCUGCAAUGCUUUUGCAUUCCUUUCACUCCUCCACAGUUCUGUUUCUUACCCAAGAGCUGUGACAAAAACUGUGGCUGGAGAGGCUCAGUGUUACCUUCUUUGGUCCCCUCCCUGUCAUAUAAAAGUGGAAAGUCCUUGUAGGAACCUGCCGCUGAUAGGAAGCUCAGAGUAAGUGACAAGAUGGCCAGAGCCAUCUAUGUCCUCUGCUUCUCCAACCAUCUGCCUUGUGAUCUGGGAAUGCUGAAAAUGAGUUAGAGUAGGUAGGAGCUCUCAAAAUGGCAGGAUCUCCAGCUAAUAUUGCUUCUGUGAACAGAGACCAAGGCACUCUAGAAUAGUCACCCUUUUCUUAUGCAUCGGUACCUCUCACUUCAUAACACAAGUGACAACUUGAGGAGUCAAAGUAUAAGUCAUCAUCAUCAUACAUUUUAUUGCAACCAUUGGUUUUAGCAAAAAAAGUUUAAGUCUAAAAUGCAUGUAUUUUUAAAGCACCUAAUUUGUUGCUAACUAGAAAGGUAGGAAGAGAGAAUUGUGGUGGGAGGGGACUGCUUGGGCAAGGCAGAAUGCUUUGGGCAUCGAUCCUUUUUUAUAAUGUAAUCCCCAACUGUGCAUUGGAUAUGGCAUUUAUUCUUUGUAUGGGCUGUGCUCUCCAUGCCCACAAACUGCAAGCCAUAAUAGAACUAAAGAUUUUCAGCUGGCUGGGUCCAGCCAUGCUUCAGAAUGGAGGUAACUUGUUUUAUCCUGGAAUUGUCUUGCUCAGUCUCUCAUAAGUUGUUUAUUGCUUUGAUUCUGAGAUGCCUGUUCUCUAGAAUGCUCCCUAAUAUCUAUAAGAUGCCUAGUAUUGGAUUUAUUAAGCCUUUGCUGAAGACUUAAAAAUGCACUCAGGCCUUCCCUGUAUGAAUACAAUUGUUCUUUGGAUGAUUGUUUUUAAUUCAUUAUAAUUUUAUGUGGAGAGCCACUUUGGUGUAGUGGUUAAAGCAUCAAGCUAGAAACCGGGAGACUGACUUCUAGUCCUGUCUCAGGCACAAAGCCAUCUGGGUGACCUUGGGCCAGUCACACUCUCUCAGCCCUAGGAAGGAGGCAAUGGCAAACCACUUCCAAAAAGCCUUGCCAAUAAAACUGCAGGGACUAGUCCGAGCAGUUGCCGGGAGUCAAAAACUGACUCCAAGUGACAUUCAAAUAAUGUUUGUUUUUAAGCUGUUUUGAGAAAAUUGCAUGGGAAAGCAGCAUACAGUUAAAAUAAACAAAUACUGGGCUGCCAUGGAUGAAAAGGCCUUUCUCCUGAUCAUCACCUGCCUGAAUUUAGGAAAUGGGCAUAUUAAAAGACCCUUGGAUGAUAACCACCAUAUCUGAGAAGACUGAUCUUGCCUCUGGUGACUUUUUAUUAAGGAUUAAUGUCUGCAUUUAACUUCCAGGUAUUAGACAUAUCCAUAAAAUAUUCUAGCCUCCAUAAUACUUUUAGGGUAUUUGUAAGGUGACUUGUAAGAAUUCUACAGGUCAUUACACAUCUUGAUGAUAGAUUGGCUUUUUCAUCUAUAAGACAGGCUGUGGCGGAAAGAUAAAUUAGCAACUGAUGGUUAGGAGUCCAGUUCUGGGCAUAGUUAAAGGUAAACAAUUUCCCACAGUUGUAGGGACAGUUGAUUUCACGUGUGUCAGUUGUCUUAAACUGUUUGCUGACAGGGAGAAAGAGAUCAGCCUGGGACCACAAAGUGGUGCCACUAGGCACAGUGUGCUUGUACAUAACUUCCUUGGUAUUAACAUUUCCUUGAAGAUUUAAUUUAUAAAGAUCCUUUAAUUUUGGGCAUGCCUCCAGCUUCAUCAUUAUUUCCAAGAAUGUCUCUGGGCCUCAUAUGCUCUGCAUCUGAUUGAAAAGGCCAUCCAAAAUGUAGUCCAGAGUCUUCCUGCUGACCAGCUGUCUUGAAUCUUCUGAGCAGGCUGGGAUAAUUCCCAGUGAACCCACAUUUCUUGUCAGGAAACUGAGGAGAGCAGCACUGUGCUUGGGAAGGAAUUGGCAUAGAAAACAGCCGGUAUUUGUGUGUGCAGGUGAGGAGCUCUGUAGACGGUUGUAGCAAAUUAGCUGCAUCAUUACCUUCUUGUUUAUGUCAGAAAGAUGAAGGAGGAUAAAGCACUCCAUAAAUGGAGUAUACUUUUGAGGCCCUGAAGUUACAUGCUUGAUAAUGCAAUUUUUCCACCGAUGAUGAUUCUUCAAAUAGUUGUCUGGAUUUUUUGCCUAUUUGACAGGGUUGGCAAAGUGCAGUGUGCUGAAAUACCUUCAAUAGCCCAUUGAUCUUUACUGAAAGGAAGUUUUAAACAAAAGUUAUUUUGUUUAGGCAAAUUAUUUUAAACUAAUUUAUUUAUAUGUUUGAUUAAAUGUUUAAUUUAUGAAUGUACAUAUUUAUGAUACUAGAUCUAGAUCUCUAAUCAACAAAUGUUCAGUAAGGAAGUGAUUUCUUUUAUGCUGUCUAUCACAUACAGCAUAACAAAGAGAAUAAUUAGAAUUAUUUUAUCAGAUAUGUGCAAUUUUAUCUUUCCUUUAUGAAAAUUAUUUUGAGCAAAGGGUGUAUUUUAAAUGCUAGUUGCUAUCAUUUCAUCCUUUUUUAAGCUGGCAAAGCCAUGGCUGGGGAACCUGUGACCCUCCAGAUGUUACCGACCUACAGCGUCCAGCAGCCCUAGCCAGCCUUGCGGUUAGUGAGACUUCCUGGGCAUUCUAGUUCAGCAACAUCAGAAGACAGCAGGUUCCCUAGCAGCACUAAAUUUUACCCCAAGGCUGGCAGACACAGCAUAAAAGAUAAGCCUGUGCGUUGCUCCAGUUGCCUUACUUAGGACAGUUGUAUACGUUUUAAAAAAUACCAUACCUUUCACUUGUUGGACCUGUAUUUAAUGCUGUUGCUUGCCUAAGCUUUUUCAGGAGACAUUUGAAAUUGAAUUACAUUUGCAAUCCAUUUUGUCUUUUCUUUGCUGUAUUGCUUGUUUGGUUUUAGUUUUAUGUGUGUUUAUACUUUCCUGUUCUAAGAAAUUUAUGUAAGCCAAAAUGCUUUAUUGAUCAAGGACUGGCACAGAACAUUUUAACGCUGAGCUACUGAGGCCACAGGAGCAAUACAGCCUUUUCUAGGGGUGAAGGUGUGGUGUGGUAGGUAUGUAAAGUAGAAUUACAUUUACUUCAGGAAAGCAUAGAAAAGCGUCACGGGUCCACUCUCUUUUCCCAUCAUGUAUUUCAGCAUCCUUUUGCAGGCUUUUGUUCAUAGAUAGGAAAGCUUUAUGAAAUAAUUCAUCAGGCUGCCUUGACAACAGUGCUCCCAAUAACUUUUAAAAAGUUUUAUAUACAUUGUAUUUCUAUACUACUGUACAGGGAUAUUUUACAGAUCUAAGUUGCAAAAGUAUUGUUUAAAUUUUUGUUAGGAAAUCAUAUUUGAUGUCAUAGGGUUGGGAUAUGGGUAUAAUUUCAACAUAUUUGGGGACCAGGGGCAGUUUUUUUAAACAAAACAGUAUAUUUGCAACAUUUUAAUACUAAUUUUAUAUCAAUCUUCCAAUAUUACUACACCUACCAAUUAAUCUGAGUUGUCUAAUCUAAAAUAUUCCUGUAUUAAAACUGUAAUUUCCUACUGUAUUUUAAGACAAAAACCUAUUCAGUUCUCCAAGCAGGCAAAACAAAUCAGCAAGAAGAUGCCUUUUAUCUAUAUUUAUUUUGUGUCUCCUAUAUUUUAUAAUACUGCUUCAUGUUUUUCCUGUGUUUUUCAAUGUAUGGCUGUUAGGAAUUAAAUGCUGUAUUAAUUAGACCUGCAGUUUAACUUUGGAGAAAAUACACCUUUAUAAACAAAUUCCAAAUGGAAAAAAAUCCCCACAAGAAACCUAGGCCUCGUUAGCUGAUUAAUUAUUUUUACCUUUCUGCCCCCCAGAUGUUAUGACAGGCACCUUUGUGGUGUAACACUUUAGUUCUUACUAAUAAAGAUAAGUUGUGAAAAAUCAA